Molecule: messenger RNA, 252 nt
Organism: Striga hermonthica
Lineage: Eukaryota; Viridiplantae; Streptophyta; Magnoliopsida; Lamiales; Orobanchaceae
Source: the annotation of a GenBank genome assembly
AGGAGGAGUAGAUCAGACAUUCUUUGCUCUUCGAAAGAAUGAGGACCUAUUGGUUGUCCAAAUCUAUGUCGACGACAUCAUCUUCGGAUCAACAUCCAAGAAGCUGGUCAAUCACUUUGUGAAACUUAUGUCGUCUGAAUUUGAGAUGAGUCUUGUUGGUGAACUUUCGUACUUCCUUGGACUUCAGUUAAAGCAAGGUAAUAAGGGUAUUUUCUUGCAUCAAGGUAAGUAUGCAAAUAAUAUUGUUAAAAA